Molecule: messenger RNA, 5421 nt
Organism: Leopardus geoffroyi (Geoffroy's cat)
Lineage: Eukaryota; Metazoa; Chordata; Mammalia; Carnivora; Felidae
Gene: P2RX7
Product: purinergic receptor P2X 7
Exons: 13
Coding region: 1363-2907 (514 amino acids)
Biological process (GO): monoatomic cation transmembrane transport; response to ATP
Cellular component (GO): plasma membrane; nuclear inner membrane
Molecular function (GO): extracellularly ATP-gated monoatomic cation channel activity; ATP binding; purinergic nucleotide receptor activity
Source: RefSeq, a predicted model, not a curated record
CCUGCAAUCUCUCAAUAAAUAAAUAAAUAUUUUUUUUUUAAAAGAAAGAUUUACUAAUAUAUUAUUAGUAAAAAUAGCAAGUUCCACGGAGCAUGCAGAGUGUGGUCAUGUUUGUGAGUCAAGAUGUGGGCAUAAACAGAUACCUGGAAGAUACUCUCACUUUCAACAGCAAUAACUUCUGGGAGGGAGAGUGUUGGCAGCGUUUCAUAUCCUUUGUGCACUUCUGUGAAAUUUACACUUUUACAACAACUAAGGCGGUUUUCUUGAAAAAUGUGGCUCAUAAAACCUGAACAGAGGGCUGCUAUCGCUUGCUGCCUAUUGAGGCCACAGGUCACUUUACCACGACCCUUAGGGUGAAAUAUUCUGCUUUUCUCACCAAAGCUUAAGACAACACUAGUUGUUUGUUUUGUUUUCUUCUGGAUGAUAUAACACAAUGUUGGCUCCUAUGGGCUUAGGGUUAUCUAACAUUUUGGGGCUUCUAACAUAAACUUCUGCCAAUUUGUGUGGUCUAUGGUUUGUACUGGCAUAACUGAGUUUUUAGUUCAAGGUCAGGAUUUUACAUGUAUCCAUUAUUUUCCCUCUAAUUGAUAAACAUUAACUAGUAGAUUAAGAUUCACUCUUUGUUCUCUGUGCAGUUGAAUGUGUAGAAAGCAUUGUGUCCUGGAGUAGGAGUUCUUUGGAUGAGAGAGAGCAUUCGGGAAGCGUGAAAAGGAAAUGCUGGCUAAUGGAGAAGAAAUGCAAUAGCCAAAGGGAAUUAAGAGGAAAGAUGAUGUCUUAGUCAAGCUGUGAGUUAUAAGGAACUGAAACCCCUUCGCUCUAGCUCAAGGAAAGGUGGGGUAGGGUGGAAAGGGUUGCAGCUCUUAUAAAGCUACAACAGGCCAACUAUGUCGCGGUCGGCUGAAUAAUGGCCUGCAAAAGAUCUCCACGUCCCAAUCCCUGGGACCUGUGAAUCUGUUACCUUAUGUGGCAAAAGGAACUUUGCAGGUGUGAUGGAGUUCAAGGCCUUGAGAUGGGGAGAUUAUCCUUGACUAUCUGAGUGGCUCUGAUGUAAUCACAAGAGUCCUCGAAAGAGGAAAAGGAGAGGCUCAAAGUGAGAAAAAGGAGACAUGACAACAAGAGCUGAGGUUGGAGUGACAUAGCUAUGAGCCCAGGAAUGCCAAGGCAGCUUGUAGAAGCUGGAAGAGCUGAAAGAGAUUCUCUCGUGGAGCCUCCAAGAGGAACCAGCCCUAUGUCGCCUUGAUUUUAGCCCUCUUUGCUUUGGUGAGUGACAAGCUGUACCAGCGGAAAGAGCCUGUUAUCAGUUCUGUGCACACCAAGGUAAAAGGGAUAGCAGAGGUGAAAGAGGAGAUUUUGGAGAACGGGAUGAAGAAGGUGGUGUCCAGUGUCUUUGACACGGCGGAUUACACCUUCCCUUUGCAGGGAAACUCCUUCUUCGUGAUGACAAACUUCCUCAAGACAGAAGGCCAACAGCAGGGGUUAUGUCCUGAGUUUCCCACCCGCAGGACACUCUGUUCCUCUGACUUGGGCUGUAAAAAGGGACGGGUGGACCCGCAGAGCAAAGGGAUCCAGACCGGAAGGUGUGUAGAGUAUAAAGGGAAGCUGAAGACCUGUGAAGUCUCCGCCUGGUGUCCCAUCGAGGCAGCGAAAGAGCCCCUCAGGCCUGCGCUCUUGAACAUUGCCGAAAACUUCACAGUGCUCAUCAAAAAUAACAUCGACUUCCCUGGCCACAACUACACCACGAGAAACAUCUUGCCGGGUGUAAACAUCACUUGUACCUUUCACAAGACUCAGGAUCCACAGUGUCCCAUCUUCCGACUAGGAGAUAUCUUCCGAGAAGUAGGAGAUAAUUUUUCAGAUGCUGCAAUUCAGGGAGGAAUCAUGGGCAUUGAGAUCUACUGGGACUGCAACUUGGACAGCUGGUUCCAUCGCUGCCAUCCAAAAUACAGUUUCCGUCGCCUUGACGACAAGACCACCAAUGAGUCCUUGUAUCCUGGCUACAACUUCAGAUAUGCCAAGUACUAUAAGGAAAACAACGUUGAAAAACGGACUCUGAUCAAAGUCUUUGGGAUCCGAUUUGACAUCCUGGUUUUUGGCACCGGAGGGAAAUUUGACAUUAUCCAGCUGGUCGUGUACAUUGGCUCAACCCUCUCCUACUUUGGUUUGGCCACUCUGUUCAUUGACUUUCUAAUCAACACUUACUCAAGUAAAUGCUGCCGAUCCCACAUUUAUCCAUGUUUCAAGUGCUGCGAAUGGUGUGCAGUCAAUGAAUACUACUACCGGAAGAAGUGUGAGACCAUCGUGGAGCCCAAGGCGACGUUAAAAUAUGUGUCCUUUGUGGAUGAAUCCCACAUUAGACUGGUGGACCAGAGGCUACUUGGGAGAAGUCUGCAAGGUGUCAAAGGUGAAAAAGUCCCAAGACCCUCAACGGACUUCACAGACUUGUCCAGGCUGCCCAUGUCUCUCUGUGACCCACCCCCUAUACCUGGACAGCCGGAGGAGAUGCAGCUGUUAAGCGAAGUGACUCCUAGAUUCGGCGACAGCCCUGCCUGGUGCCAGUGUGGACACUGCCUCCCGUCCCAACUUCCUGAGAGCCACAGGUGCCUGGAGGAGCUGUGCUGUCGGAAAAAGGCUGGCGCCUGCAUCACCACCUCGGAGCCAUUCAGGAAGCUCGUCUUGUCCCGGCGCGUCCUGCGGUUCCUUCUGCUCUACCAGGAGCCCUUGCUGGCGCUGGACGACAACGCCAACAGCCAGCUGCGGCACUGUGCCUACAGGUGCUACACCACCUGGCGCUUCGGUUCCCAGGACCUCGCUGACUUUGCCAUCCUGCCCAGCUGCUGCCGCUGGAGGAUCCGGAGAGAGUUUCCCAAGAGUGAAGGCCAGUACAGUGGCUUCAAGAGUCCUUACUGAAGGCACGGGGCUGAGCAGUCAUGUGAACAUGACCUUUGUUUGCAACCUGAGCUUGACCUGCAAAGAUCUGUGGCCAAAUUUUCAGCCAAAGGGAAAUGUGUUUUCCUCUCCUGCAGCUCUAUGUGUGUCAGAGAGCAGACCGAACAAAUAGGCACAUAAGCCAGAACCCCUCAGCAUGGACCGAGUCAAGAAAUUCAGAUUGAUGUCUCAGUUCUGUCACUGGGAAGUUGUGUGAUCCUAGGCCUUUAACCUCUGUUCCUCGUUGCCCUAUUACCCAACCUAUCUCACAGAGAUACUGGGAGGACAAAUUGGGAGAGUGUACAUGAACUUUCUUGUUCAUGCACAAAGAGCUACAUGAAUGCAGAGCAGCUCCUUAUGAGGCCAGAGUGGGAUAAUGGACAACUACGAACAAACCCUAACAAACCGUUUGGGUGCUGGUUGGAAAAUGUGGAUGAUUAAAAGUGGCCACAAAUUCUUCGGCGCUGAUGCCUCAGAACCUGAGGGUUAUGUCUCCUCCCCUAGCAUCUGGGCAGCUCUGAUUGCUUUAUCCAGUACUACAAGUAACGCUGUGCCAGCUUUGGGGUCUUGGUCUUGAGGCUGACAGGAAGCUUCCACUUCCUGUCCCUUGACACAUCUGCUGUGAAGGAAGCUGGCCCCGGUAUAAACGUCCAUCCUGAGACCACCCUAUUGUGAGGAAGCGCAAGUGGCCACAUGGAGAAUAGAGACACCUGACCAGUCCCCAGCUUUCAGGCCUUCCAAACCCACUCACUAGACAUGGGAGAGAAGCCUUCAGGUCAUUCCACACCCUGCUCACAUAUUACUGCAAUUGCAUGAGACGCUUCCCAGGGAACCCACAGAACAAAAUUGUUGCUGUUCUUUUUGUCUUAACAUUUAUUUAUUUUGAGAGAGAGAGUGAGCAUGUGCAGGCAGAGGACAGGCAGAGAGAGAAGGAGAGAGAAUCCUAAGCCGGCUCUGCACUGUCAGCACAGAGCCUGACGGGGGCUCAGUCCAACGAGUCAUGCAUGAGAUCACGACCUGAGCUGGAAUCAAGUCAGCCGCUUCACCGACUGAGCCACCCAGGCACCCACGGAACUGUUGUCUUAAGCCACUAAAUUUGGGUUGUUUGUUACACAGCAACAGAUGACUGGGACAAAGAGCAAACCUGACUCACUGGAACAGAGGCUCAGCCUAUACCUGGACCACCACAGAAGUCCCUUAGGGGCUUAGGUGUCUGUUCAGCAAUUCUAUCGGGGCUGCAGACCAAAUCAGGUAACCCACCAGACCAGCUCUAGAAUCCAUCCGAUCUCACUGCUGAGCUACCCAAUACAUUCUAAUCCACAUCCUACUUCUAUGACUGGAAGUAGCUACUGCUGUUAAAAACUAGAGAAGGCCACGUUUAUGCCUUUAACGUUCUGUACUUUGCAGACAAUUAGAAUGGAUGAGGUUUGGAUGCUCCUUAAAAAGUAACUCACACCCAAACCUUUACCAUUUCUAUACGUCAACUGCUAAGAAUAUGAAAAUGGAGAGUCAGGAGGUUUUAGGAUCCUCCUUCAGGAUUUCCUUUUCACGGUUUUGGCACUGGAAUUGAUUAUUUCUAAACAACUAUUUUAAAGAAUAAAUAGAGACCACUAUUCAACACUGUGAGUGAUGAAGGAUCUGUGAUUUUUUAGCACAUAUUCCAAGAUUUGCCAUUUAGAUACUUUUUGAAAACCAGAUGCUUUCUACUGUAUUAAUGUAAAUCAAAUAUGAACAAGACACUUUUUUUUUUUUGACCCAGGAUUUUAUCUGGCUUUAAACUCAGGAAUAAGCUAGGCCAGACUGAACUUUCAUUUUUGCUACUGUUCAGAGGUAGUAGAUAGGACUUCUUAUAUAUAUGAGAUCUUUUUGAAAAGUGAAUGAUACAUUACUUCUUCAGAAUUUAAACUUUUAAGAGCUACAGAUCUCCAUUCUGACAACCUCUGAGCCUUUAUACUUUUUGUUUUGUUUUGUUUUUGUUUUUGUUUCUGGUGCCUUCUCCCUGGUUUCUAUCACCUCUGGAGGUCCCAAAUGGAGUCAGAAUGUGGAAUGCCAGGUAGUCACUGGAUCCACCUACUAUUCUCCUCUGCCUUCCUCACAGAUGCUUUAGGUGAGAGAGUGAUGUGUUAUGCCAACCGUGUGUGAAAUGUCUGACACUUCCUGCAAUAAUAUGCACCAUAUUUGUAACUUGUUUUUAGCCUACUGCAUGAAGUAAUGUCAUCAGCAAAGGCAUCCCAAGAAGAAUCACACUUUGUAGGGACUGUUUCCUUGGACUUACGUCCAUUAUUCUGUAUGGUAAUUGCCGGGUAGUCACUGUUUCCUGUCUGUGUUCAUGCUUUUUUGUAAACGUUGACAGAUUUCAUGUAGCAUUGGUAAUGAACUUGCAUUCCUCUCUUCAGAGGGCACAAGUCUUUGAACACUUCCUAAUUCUAGCUUGGCAAUGUACUUGUCUUAACUAGACUGUUUUGAUAAUAAAAAGUAAUGUAUAAUUUAUGAUAA